Belonocnema kinseyi is the source of this 2745-nucleotide messenger RNA. It is a transcript of the gene Atg9, whose product is annotated as autophagy-related protein 9A. Gene Ontology annotation, biological process: protein localization to phagophore assembly site; autophagy of mitochondrion. The record is from RefSeq and is a predicted model, not a curated record. Gene Ontology annotation, cellular component: autophagosome; phagophore assembly site. Bases 242 to 2677 code for a protein of 811 amino acids. NCBI's taxonomy places the organism in Eukaryota, Metazoa, Arthropoda, Insecta, Hymenoptera, Cynipidae. The transcript is spliced from 7 exons.
UCGCACAUCGCAACACAUCGCAAUGACUGCGGGUAGAUUGUUGUCAGGAUGUAUAGUAAACGCAAUGUAAUGCAAAGAAGAAAACAAUCUGUAAAAUGGUGAGAUGCAAGCUUCUUUAAAAAAAUUAAGUGUCUAAAUUAGCAGUGCAACAUACAAUCAAUAUGUGAGUUCGAUUGAAGUGGGCACUUGGAAAAAUUGGGAUUUGCCAAGCUCGUAAAGGACAAAAUUAUUGCUGACGAAGAUGACAACAAUUCUCGAUGUCAAUUAUCAACAGUUGGAACCCUACGCAGAAGGUGAUGGCGAAGAUCAAGAUGAGGAUCGUGAGGAAACGCCUCAAGAUUCUGGAUUAAUAAUCCACGUAGUACCAGAAAGCAGUAAAGCGAGAUGGAAUCACAUAGAAGAUUUGGAUUCAUUUUUUACAAGAAUGUAUCACUACCAUCAAAACAAUGGAUUUAUAUGCAUGAUGACUAAGGAAUUUUUUGAACUAGGACAAUUCAUAUUCGUAGUUCUUUUUACGCUUUUCUUAUUCCAUUGUGUUGAAUAUCCAAUUCUAUUUAGGGACACAGUGUCAAACAGCACAUCGCUCAAAAUCAAAAUAACGGACGCAUUUCUGCCUCCAAGAAAAUGCUCUCAAAGUAUGGGUCUAAUAACCUGGAUUUUUAUUUUGAUAGCAACCAUUUUCUGGGUGUUACGACUCGUUAAAUGUUUGUAUCACCUAACUCAGUUCUGGGAUAUUAAGUCGUUUUUUAAUAAUGCGCUUAGAAUAGAAGAUAGAGAUUUGCAAAAUGUAACGUGGCAUGAGGUACAGAAAAAAGUGAGGGAAGUGCAAAAAGAACAAGAGAUGUGCAUUCACAAAAAGGAACUCACAGAGUUAGAUAUAUACCAUAGAAUACUGAGAUUUAAAAAUUACAUGGUAGCUAUGAUCAACAAAUCUUUACUGCCCGCGAGACUUAAAUUGCCGGUAGUUGGAGAGGUAAUUUUUCUAACAAGAGGCUUGAAAUACAACCUGGAAUUACUGUUGUUCUGGGGACCCUGGUCGCCUUUCGAAAAUAAUUGGCAUCUCCAAGAAGACUACAAGAAAUCCGGUAAACGGGAGGAACUCGCUGCUGCAUUAUCGAAACACAUUUCUUGGGUGGCGAUAGCAAAUUUCGUCCUAUGUCCACUGAUAUUAUCGUGGCAAAUUUUGUACUUUUUCUUCAACUACGGCGACUUGAUAAAAAGAGAGCCCGGAGCACUUGGUUUAAGGAUGUGGUCGCCCUAUAGUCGCUUAUAUCUUCGUCACUUCAACGAAUUGGAACACGAACUCAAUGCACGACUGAGCCGCGCCUAUCGACCGGCCAAAAAAUACAUGGACAUAUUUACAUCUCCAUUGAUUGUGAUCCUCGCUCAAAACAUUGUUUUUAUUGCUGGCAGUAUUUGCUUUGUUAUGCUGGGUUUAACAAUUUACGACGAUGGGAUUUUGUCAAUAGAACACUAUGUGACAACCAUGGCCAUUUUUGGAUCAGUGGUGACAGUCGCUCGAGCCUUUCUGCCGGACGAAAAUUUAGUCUGGUGUCCGGAAACUCUGUUAACUGCCGUCCUAGCACACACUCACUACAGACCCGACAGUUGGCGAGGACGCGCUCACACCCAGGCAACUCGAGCCCAAGUAGCCCAAUUAUUUCAAUACAAACUUGUACAUAUUCUGGAGGAGCUUGUUUCGCCGCUGCUCACUCCCUAUAUUUUAUACUUUCGCAUGCGACCACGCGCUUUAGAUAUCGUCGAUUUUUAUCGGAAUUUCACGAUCGAGAUCACGGGCGUUGGUGAUGUGUGCAGCUUCGCGCAGAUGGACGUGCGAAAACACGGGAAUCCAAUGUGGCAGACGCUCGGUGAAAGUGUGAUAGAUGAGCGAGUGAUAGGUUUCAAUAAUAGGUAUGGAACUGAUAAAGUGAAACCACCGACCACUCAGUACACACAGGCUGAAGACGGAAAGACGGAGUUGUCGCUGAUACAUUUUACUCUUACGAAUCCCGAGUGGAAACCACCUAGUCAUGCUGAGAAUUUUGUCACGGCUCUGAAGGAAAGAGCGAGGAGAGAGGCUGCUAAUGUGCCGAACGAUAUGAAUCCUCUAUACGCAAGUUUAAGUAGCCUCUCGAGUCUCGGUCCUGGAUACAAUGACAUUGUGACAAACAUCAUUCGCAGCACAAUGGCGAAUCAUGUAAGCGUUCCGAGCAUGAGCAAUACAAUGUCUAAUCAAGCAGGAACGUCAACAACUUCCACGGAUGGAGGCGAAUCCUGCAGUGUCAAGUCGAGCGCGCCACCUCGAGCAUUCAUGGGCCGUAUACAUAAAGCGGAGGGCCCCCUGCAUUGUGAUAAAGGAUUGCUUUACAGUUUGAACCAGGGGUUGUCAAGCCAGUCUCUCGGCGCCUCAGUAUUUGGCUCUGGACAGGAACUCGUAUCCGAUUUAACAGUUCCGAUUGAAUUGACUGCCGCUGACAUGUCUUUAUCUACGUUGUACCUGCACGAACUUCAUCAUAGACAAGUAAGAAGAAGAGGUUACCAAGAAGUGUCCACUAGGAGUAUUUGGCAACCAAGUCCUGUUCAGGAACUUGCUACGCUUCCUGAGGUUAGGCAAGAACGAGCCCCUCUACUCCUUCAUCAAGAUUCAUCCAGAAGAUUUAAUGUAACAGGCUCCUAGGGUAGUAACUAACCUUUUAACUAAUUUGCGUAAUGAUGAUCCUUAAUAAAAUAUUUUUAUCUACAGUA